This is a messenger RNA of Saprolegnia parasitica CBS 223.65, 705 nucleotides long. RefSeq lists its product as hypothetical. Bases 1 to 705 code for a protein of 234 amino acids. The transcript has 7 exons. Gene Ontology annotation, molecular function: protein binding. Lineage: Eukaryota; Oomycota; Saprolegniomycetes; Saprolegniales; Saprolegniaceae. The record is from RefSeq and is a predicted model, not a curated record.
AUGGAGAUCACGGAAGACUUGAUCAAGCGCCGGAGCAACCACUUUGAUGUCGCGUGUGUGCAGCGCCUCAACCUCGCCAAAGCUGGCCUUAGUACGAUCAGCAACCUCGCAGGCUGUUCGGCGCUCGUCGAGCUUAACUUGUCGCAAAACCAGAUUUCGAGCGUUCGGGGGCUUCCAUCGCUCUCGACUCUCCGCAGCCUCGACCUCUCCCAGAACGCCCUCUCGUCGAUCGAGCCAUUUCCGCUGCUGCCCGAACUCGAAGAGCUACGUCUUGACGGCAACCCGCUCACGCAUAAUGUGGACUGGACAGCCCUCCAAAAAAAAGUUCCGCAGCUGCGCCGCCUCUUUGUGCGAUCGCGUGCAGUCGCCAAAGGCAGUUUAAGCGCGGACAACGACGAGGCGUACCACGGGACACUCCAGCUAGCUUUCCCAAAGCUGGAAUUCCUCGACGGGGAGGCCCUCGCCCUACGUCACGUUGGUCGAGCUCACGUGUCUGCGCUGGACGCCCCCGAGAUCAGCAACCUAGAGAAGGAGCUUGCCGCCGCGAGCUGGGGACCGCUGGAUUGGACGAUCGAGCCGCACGACGCUGGCUUCAUCGACAAGUGCAAGAAGCCCCUUCGCGCGCUUCUCCACGAAUGUGAGAGCGAUCUCCACGGUGAGUCCAAGGAGCUGCUGGAAAAGAUGCAAGACCUCUUGAACGAAUAA